GCCUAAAUAGGCGAAUUUUGUUUUUGACGCGCCAAUGAGCAAUGUAUGUUUGACGAAGAAGAAACGUCCGAAAUCCGAAUUGAAUGAAGCUUCAAUAAACCCUGAACAUCAUCAUCGUCUGUUUUGUUCAUCAAAAGCGAUCUCCCUUUGUCCAUACCAAUGUUCAAUGCCAGAAGGUGUUAAAGUGAAAGCUCUUAGUUAUCUGGUUGAAAAAUUUCUGGGAAAUCCUCAAGGGUUAUGCGGGAAUGGAAUUGUGCAACCUCAUCUUUAAUUCACCAACAUGCAAAUUAAGUGCCUUCUUUAACGUGGACUUAGAGGCUGGAGUUGCUACAAUAGAUUGUUCUGCUGAAUGCCAGGUCGUGGCAUGUGAAGAUGAUGUGGUUCGUGAACCAUUUAUUGGGAUGGAGUUCGAGUCAGAAGAUGCUGCCAAGGAAUUUUAUGAUGACUAUGCUAGGCGUGUUGGGUUUAUCAUGCGCAUUGAUCAGUGCCGGCGUUCGGAAGUCGACAAGAGAAUCCUUUCACGGCGUCUUUCAUGUAACAAGCAGGGCUAUUAUGUGAAAGUGAAAAACCAUUAUGGACCACCUAGAAAAACACGCACUAGCACACGAGAAGGGUGCAAGGCUAUGAUGUUGGUAAAGGUUAACAAGUCUGAUAAGUGGGUUGUAACGAGAUUUGUGAAAGAGCAUACCCACCCAUUGGUUUCUUCUGUCUGUUCUUCUGGUAAUCCAAUGGAUAAAAAGGACAGGAGAAUCCAAGAACUGUCUAUGGAGUUGGAGCGUCAGGAUAAAUUAUGUGACCUUUACAGAGAGCAGCUAAUUAAUUUUUUGGAAAAUGUUGAGCAGCAGAUGGAGCUUUUGUCGAAGACAAUUCAAGUUGCUGUUAACAAUGUAAAAGAAAUAGAAGCAGAAGUUCAAAAGCCACCAAGUACCCCGUAGCCAUGUCCAACUGAAGCAGCCACUUAGUUUUUCUCUGACGAGCAGCAAUUGUAGGACAGUGCAUCAAGCAGACAAUGGGAGAUUGUUGCCGCAUAGUUCCAUAUUUACAGUGCAUUGGGCAGCUUUGGAGAUUGUUGACGCGGAAAGAACUUACUCACACAUGGUGUUGAUACCAAACAAUAUAGUUUACCAUGGUUGAUGAUAAAAAUGAGGUGACAACAUGUAAACACCGAGUGUGAAUAUUUUUUUUUUUAAUUAGUCAUUUAAUGGGUUAACAGACGUAGUUUGUAGCCUUCUCUGUAAAUAGCUUAACGUACAUAUUUGUAUGCUAUGAGUGUAUGGAAAUCAUGUAUCAGAGUGGAUAUGAGCAGUUACAGUUUCUUGCA
Messenger RNA from Lycium ferocissimum, 1321 nucleotides. RefSeq names its product protein FAR1-RELATED SEQUENCE 5-like. The transcript has 5 exons. NCBI's taxonomy places the organism in Eukaryota, Viridiplantae, Streptophyta, Magnoliopsida, Solanales, Solanaceae. The coding region runs from base 246 to 935 and encodes 229 amino acids. The record is from RefSeq and is a predicted model, not a curated record.